Durusdinium trenchii is the source of this 1370-nucleotide messenger RNA. NCBI's taxonomy places the organism in Eukaryota, Dinophyceae, Suessiales, Symbiodiniaceae. The record is from the annotation of a GenBank genome assembly.
AGCCACUGCCAAGAUCUUCAGCCAGCGCCAUGAUUCCUGAAGCCUGCAAGACACUAAGCAUUUCUUCAGGUACUCACCUUGGCUCUUUUCUGGAAAGGCUUCGGGCCUGGACUUUGUCCAGCGAAGAGCGACUGCGGAGAGCCGAAAGUAAGGUCUUAGAAGGUACGAAGUGCAAAGUCCACGUGACUGAUGUGCCUGUCAAAGAUGGAAGCAUACACACGCUGAGUAUAUCUCCAAGUUCAAGUGGAAGAGCACCAGUGGUCCUCGUCCAUGGAUACUUCAUGGGAUCGGCCUCCUGGGCACAUAGCUUUGAUGCCUUGGCCUCUAGCGGGCGCAAUGUCUAUGCCAUCGACUGGCCCAGCUGGGGACUCUCCUCUCGGUCGUCCUUUCCGGCGGGGCAGGGUAUCGAUGCUUGCGAGCAGUUCUUCGUGGAUGGCAUAGAGAGCUGGCGAAAGUCUGUUGGCCUCGAACGUGUGGUUUUGUUGGGCCACAGCUUUGGAGGCUACUUUGCCGCUUGCUAUACGAUGAAAUACCCCCAGCACGUCGAGAAACUCAUCCUCGCGAGCCCGGUGGGUAUGAUGGGUAAGCAACCCGACGCUGGAUUUUCCGAAGAUCGUCUGAAGUCUUUGCCCUGGUGGCAACGCUUUCUCUUCUAUCGAAUCAAGAGUAUGUGGGAAGGAGGUUGGACGCCCAUGGAUUUCGUCCGAGUCCUUGGACCCUUGGGUCUUUGGCUCACAGACUGGUACAUGGAUCGCCGCUUUCGGCACGCCCGAGAGCUGGGCACCAUGCAACUGGAUUCUUCAGCCUUUGCCCAGUACCUCCAUGCCUUGGCUCGCCGUUCUCCGGGCUCAGAGCGCUGCUUGGGCGCCUUGUUGGACUUUGGGGCCUGGGCGAAGCACCCGGUGGCACCGCGCCUCGUGGAGCAGCUGCAACGCGAAGUCGGCGAAGUUCCGGUGACGCUCCUGUAUGGGGACACAGAUUGGAUGGAUGCACGUGCUGGGGCCUGGCUGGUUAGGGAGCUGGGCAAAAGCUACCCCACAGAGAUGUUGGUCAUCGAGAACGCAGGACAUCAGAUGUUCCUUGACAACCCACUGGCCUUUAAUGCUGCCUGUCGUCGAGCCUUAGGCUCCGGCAGUCCAAGCAUGAAGGGGCUGUACCACCAGAUCAAUGUGCAGUAGAUGUUUGGCCUUGUCUCCAGAUCAACUGAUCAAUGGCUCGAGACUGAGUUCUUUACUCGGAGUUCUAUAGGUGGGAGUUGGUGGGAGGACUCCCCUUCCCAGCCACCAUUGAGGAGGGAUCAGGAUUUCACUGAUAUGAAGCUCCUUGAUGGCUUGACAAUCGCCAAAUUCAUCGCCGACUCUGAGACAUUG